Brassica oleracea var. oleracea is the source of this 1383-nucleotide messenger RNA. Its product is annotated as GDSL esterase/lipase At5g45670-like. Lineage: Eukaryota; Viridiplantae; Streptophyta; Magnoliopsida; Brassicales; Brassicaceae. The record is from RefSeq and is a predicted model, not a curated record. Gene Ontology annotation, molecular function: hydrolase activity, acting on ester bonds. Bases 77 to 1162 code for a protein of 361 amino acids. The transcript is spliced from 5 exons.
AUAUUAUAUAAACCCAUUUUACGUUCUUCAUAUUCCCAAACCAUAUCCCUUUUCGUAAUCUGGUUCUUAAAGAGAGAUGGCGAAAAUGUGUUUUAUGAUGAUGUUGAUUCUGGUAUCUAUAGCCAUUAACAUGGUUGCUAGUGAUCCAAUUGCACCGUGUUACUUCAUAUUUGGCGACUCUUUGGUCGAUAAUGGCAACAAUAAUCAGCUUAACUCACUGGCUAGAGCUAAUUACUUUCCUUACGGUAUUGAUUUCUCUCUCGGUCCAACCGGUCGGUUUAGCAACGGCAAAACUACAGUGGAUGUUAUCACUGAGCUCUUGGGGUUCGACAACUACAUUACACCGUAUGCCGCCGCGAGAGGAGAAGACAUCCUCCGUGGAGUUAACUAUGCUUCUGCUGCUGCCGGAAUCCGAGAAGAAACUGGCAGACAAUUGGGAGGUAGAAUAGCAUUUGCAGGUCAAGUAGCAAAUCACGUGAACACUGUGUCGCAAGUAGUGAACAUACUCGGUGAUCAGAACCAAGCCUCGAGUUACCUCAGCAAAUGCAUUUACUCUAUUGGAUUAGGCAGUAACGAUUACCUCAACAACUACUUCAUGCCCACUUUUUACUCUACCGGUAACCAGUUCACGCCUGACUCCUUUGGUGACGAUCUCAUUGCUCGUUACACCGAACAACUCCGGAUAUUGUAUAACAAUGGAGGCAGGAAGUUUGCGUUAAUAGGAGUUGGAGCCAUCGGUUGCAGCCCAAACGAGCUAGCUCAGAACAGUAGAGAUGGAACAACAUGUGACGAGAGGAUCAACUCCGCUAACAGACUCUUCAACAGCAAGCUCAUAACUAUAGUCGACCACUUUAACCAGAACACACCAGACGCCAAGUUCACUUACAUCAACGCAUACGGCAUCUUCCAAGACAUUGUUACAAACCCUGCUCGCUACGGGUUUAGAGUGACAAAUGCAGGAUGUUGUGGAGUUGGGAGGAACAAUGGACAGAUAACUUGUCUUCCUGGUCAAGCUCCAUGUUUGAAUAGGAAUGAGUAUGUGUUUUGGGACGCGUUUCAUCCUGGUGAAGCUGCCAAUAAUAUUAUUGGAAGAAGAUCUUUUAGGCGGGAAGCUGCUUCUGAUGCUCAUCCUUAUGAUAUUCAGCAGCUAGCAACUCUCUAAGUAGAGAGUGGGAGAGGGAGAAAGAGAGAAACCUGUUGUUUUGCUUGUAUAAGUGUUUUGGUAGUUCUUCAGUGUUAACUCAGUUUGGACUCAUGAAGAAGAGGUGAUGUCUAAUUUCGUUUGUGUUGUGUUUGAUGUUAUAAGAGCACCAUUAACGCGGUUUGUUAAGCAUGGGUCUUUAGUGAAUUUAGGAUUAAAAAAAAAUAAAAAUUAAGCAUUAA